Grus americana (Whooping crane) is the source of this 5825-nucleotide messenger RNA. RefSeq names its product transient receptor potential cation channel subfamily M member 8 (gene TRPM8). The record is from RefSeq and is a predicted model, not a curated record. Gene Ontology annotation, molecular function: ligand-gated calcium channel activity. Bases 2951 to 3940 code for a protein of 329 amino acids. Gene Ontology annotation, cellular component: membrane. Gene Ontology annotation, biological process: calcium ion transmembrane transport. The transcript has 10 exons. NCBI's taxonomy places the organism in Eukaryota, Metazoa, Chordata, Aves, Gruiformes, Gruidae.
UGCAGGGCUGCUUCUAAGUUACAGGGGAACCACUUCUUGGAGAUAUAUUCAGGCAACUCAAGGCAUAAUGGAUAUGUUUUAAAUUUUUUUUUUCCCCUCAUGAUGUUUAAUUCCUAUUUAUACCCCAGUAGCUACAGUGGCUGUGCACCAAGAGGAAUGCGUAUUGCCUUUGAAGCUGUGUGGAUAAGCUGAUGCCAGUGGAGAUGUUUCUCAGGGAGUGCUUGGCUUAGAUCACUAAAGCGGUUGACAUUAGGAGGUUUAGGGCAUUUAUCUGGACGCAUCCCUCUAGAUCAAGUGAUUGCUGUCUCUUUUCCACAUCCCAACCCCUUUUUUCUUUUUUUUUUUUUUUGACCAAUAAGCAACAUAUCAUUCUGUAUUUCUGUUUAUCUUUUAAUCAUAAAUACAGUUUUUGCUAGUUUCAGGUAGUCCCAAGGACCAGCUUUGGACUGUCUGCGUUGCUUGUGCUGGUGUGGUGCGGGAACAGCGUGCGACACUGCCUAUGUAGCCAGCCGCAUAGUUGAUGUUCUUCUCACUUCAUGUGUAAGGGGACAUAUGAAAUAUGUUGGUUUUCAGGCAAGCUGGUCUCUACCGGUCAGCGUUCAGAAUAGUGGGAAGAUGCUGGGAAAAUGGGAAGAGAAAUGAGCGUGUGGUUUCAGUGCUGCGCUGCUUUCUGAUUGUCCUGCGAGGGAUUAGUCUCCGCAUGAGUGUUUGUGGGUGAUCUGGAUCAGACCACCCUGCAAUUACACUUCUUACGUGAGCUCAAAUGACAUUGCGGAGCGGUGAUGUUGCUGUGCUUAACUUGCUGUGUGGUCUUUUUCCUUUUUAAUAGUCAAGGUGGUACCCUGCUUAAGGCAACUUUACUUGCUAAGGAAAAUGGGGGAAAAGUAAAAGACUCUGUUGUGAUGAAAACACUAAUGGAGUGUUUGUUUCUGCUGAUUUAGGUUCUGGUGUCUCUGGACCUGUCCUUGCACUUUCCGUGUGUACCCAGCAAAAGUCCUGGGGAAAGCCUUAGGGAUAGAAACCUUUUUUCCUACCAAUGUCUCUAGUUCUCACUACCCUGAGCAGGUAGAACAGCUUCAGAUCCCAGUAAUCCCAUUAAUAGCUGGUGACCAGGCUGUACCAAUUUGAUUGUAGGAGUGGAGGCAGCUAAAAUAGAGACUUUAUUGAAGAUCUGAAGUUAUCUUAAGCAGUGUCCUGGCUUCAAACCUGUUUUGCUAAGGGGCAGAACACAGAGCAGUGUCCCAAUCCUCUAAGCUUCUCAAGAAACUUUCUCCCUGGCUUCCUCCGAGAUAGAUUGUGUGUACAUUAGUCUAACUCUCCAGUCAAAAUAGUAGCUGUGUCCUUAAUGUUUAAAAAAAAAAAAAAAAAGAGGCAUGUCUCAGAUUUUGCUUUCACAUCAAAGGAAAAGCAUGAGUAACGUUGCCUGGGGUCCCACUGCAGCCGCUGCAGUCGGAUAACUAGUUUUGGGGAGAAAUCAGCCCUCUGAUCAGAGUGGUGUGUCUGUGGAAGUGACAGCUACUAGACACUGCUCCAAAUGUAAAGCAGAUUGUUUCACCAUUCAGGAGAACUGAACUGUAUCUGAACUGUAAGCCCCUGGCUCAGCCCUGUUUUCCCUUCUGAUGGUCCUAGAGAUUUUUAACUAGGCAGAGCUACUUUCUCAUGUCCCGUUUAGAGCUGUCAUGGCAAUAGUGAAAUCGGAGAUGCCCUUUUCCUGCUACCUUCUUAGCCACAAGGAUGUAGCCUCCAGCCAGGUGAGUGGGUAGACUUGUGGGGUGUUCAGGAAAGCUCGUCUUCUCAAACAGAGAAGGAACCUGGACAGAACCUCUGCGCACGUUAACUCUUAGCAGUGGGAACUGCUUGAUGUUUGAAGGACUGAACUGUACUGCAGUCUCGGUUGUUCUCGCUUGCUUACAUGCAUCCGCCUCUGUUUUCUUGCUGUUCCUGCAUUAGACCAAAACCUGUUUCCUUUUCUCCAUCCACAAUUGUGCCCUUAAGAGAAGAGGCAUCAGGCUUAAACCUGCUGCAUUUAAUACAGCUGUAGUGCAGCGAUAUGCUUUGUGAAAGACGUUUGGACCUUACAUGUCUAGCUGUUCACAUGAAAGACUGCUUCGCUGUCACGUAUAGCAAGACAACUUAUGUUUGAUUUAGGGAGUUACUAGACAGAGACAACCCAAUGGCAUGGGUGUCAGACACACCAUCCCACUCAGUGCUCAAUGUCCCUUAAGGAGUAAGAAAGGUGUGUGUGUGUGUCUCAAGAUGCUGAAAUAGUGUCUGGUAAUAUCUUGAGCCUGACACCCUGGUAGCUGCCAAAACUGUCCAUCUUUAGCAAUGCAUCCUAUCAUGUGAAGAAAAUGCAACAGUUGUGCAACUGGAAUAGCAAAGUGGGGCUCUCUACUUGUAGUUUUUUCUGCAUUUAGAAGAAAACUCUCCUCGAUCUCUGCUUCCUGUACAAGUACUAAGAGCAGAAUUGCCUUCCUUGGAUAUGGCAGUUAGAGAAAGAUUUGCCGAUCAGUACUCUACUAAGCUUUGAUCACUUCAAUGAAAAUAAAAAAGAAUUAUGAUCAGGGAUUCAGUCUAUUUCUUCAGGCCUGGCAGAGGUUUUUCCUGUUUAAGUUACUACUCUGAACUGGAUCCCGAAGUUGGUUCUUGCACAACCUUUGGAUCCAGGGUGCAGAACCAGUCACGGAAUGGGCAGAGAUUCUCACUAGACUUGCAAUUCAGAAACAGAGCGCCAGGUAAUUGAAAGAAUCGAUUAAAUCUGCAUUUUUGAUCAAAAGCAUGUGUGUGUAGCCAGGGACAGAUGACUGAAUGAGCUCUGUGAAGAAAGAGAAGCCAGAAUACUUUGCCCCGAAACGCUGACCCUCCUGCCUCCCGCACUGUUUCAUCCGCUCGCAGCGGGUCGCACCGAGACUCCUUUGACCCGCUGGCAGCAGUUCUGCCGGAGCGUGCCAUGAUCUGCCCUGAGGUCCCCUGGCAGCACUGGUACAUGAAUGGCAGUAAGUAUUUCUCAGAUCUCUGGAAUGUUAUGGAUACGCUAGCAAUCUUCUACUUCAUAGCAGGCAUUGUGUUCAGGCUUCACUCAUCUGAUGAAAGCUCUUGGUAUUCUGGGAGAGUCAUUUUCUGUUUGGACUACAUAGUUUUUACUCUGAGGCUGAUCCAUAUUUUCACAGUUAGCAGGAAUCUAGGACCCAAAAUUAUUAUGCUGCAGAGGAUGAUGAUAGAUGUCUUCUUCUUCCUCUUCCUCUUUGCUGUGUGGAUGGUGGCCUUUGGUGUGGCCAGGCAAGGCAUCCUGAGGAAGAACGAGCACCGCUGGGAGUGGAUAUUUCGAUCUGUCAUCUACGAGCCAUACCUGGCUAUGUUUGGCCAGUACCCCGAUGAUGUUGAUGGUACCACCUACAACUUUGACCGCUGCACCUUUUCUGGGAAUGAAUCCAAGCCCUUGUGCGUGGAGCUGGAUGCCAACAACCAACCCCGCUUCCCGGAAUGGAUUACCAUUCCCCUUGUCUGCAUUUACAUGCUCUCCACUAACAUCCUCCUUGUGAACCUGCUUGUGGCCAUGUUUGGUUACACUGUUGGAUCAGUACAAGAGAACAACGACCAGGUGUGGAAGUUUCAGCGUUACUUCUUGGUCCAAGAAUACUGCAGUCGCUUGACUAUCCCCUUCCCUUUUGUCAUCUUUGCCUACAUAUUCAUGGUGAUGAGGAAAUGUUUCAAAUGCUGCUGUAAGAAAGAAAGUGAAGAGCCAUCUAUUUGUUGCUCAAAAAAUGAGGACAAUGAAAUUCUGGCAUGGGAAGCCGUCAUGAAGGAAAAUUACCUUGUCAAAAUCAAUACCAAAGCAAAUGAUUCAUCAGAAGAGAUGGUGCAUCGUUUCCGACAACUGGAUGCAAAGCUCUCUGAUUUGAAAGGCCUUCUGAAAGAGAUUUCCAACAAAAUCAAAUGAAUGCAGCUGAAAUCCAAGAGCAGCUACCUGAAAAGGGUACCAAUUCAUCAAGAAUAAUUUCUCUGAGCUGGCAGUAACCACCGAGCAAAUGGUAACUGAUCCACCAGAGUGUCAAUGUCUCAGCAGGAGUUACUCGGAUUUUUUUUUGUUGUUUUUUCCAUUUUUUUGAUAAAAUGGCCCUUUCUGCUUGUUGCAAGAUGAUGGUAAAACAUUAAGAUGACUGUUUAUCUCCUGGCAGGACUCCCACGUUACCCAAGCUCUCCUUUUUCCUGUGUCCCCUGAUGUUCAAUGGCAGUAAUUAGUCCUUGUCAGCUGCUGUUAAAAAGCACUCCUAAUUCCAAGAGUUCUGCCGCUGCUGCCAAAAUCACUUUCCUUUUCAAUUCCACUCAAAGGGGCCUGUUCAUGGGUUUCCUUUAGCCACUAAUUGCUUGUCUUAACGAAUCAAUCUCCCUCCCCUCUCCUUCGUGUAGUAACCAGAUCUAGCUUGUUACUUGCAUGGUCUGUCUGUUGGACCUGCUGAAGUCUGUAAUGCUGGCAUGCCGGAAUAAAAUGUAUUUCAGCAUCAUCCCCUGGAGGAAAGACAGCCUUUGGUCCAACCAUGCCCCCGCAUCUCGGACUCUGCACGAACAGGGUGGAUUUCUUCCCGCUCUACCUGGAACUGUGUAGCAAUGCAGAAGCUCAGCUAUUACAAACCCGCACGGGAGAGAUUUAAUUCAUCCAGAAAGAGUUUCCAAAGGCCUUGUGUGCAGUCCUUGUUUGUUUCUUUAGUGAUAAUCUGUAUACUUGAAGCACUGCAAUUUGUUUAACUCGUUCAAACAUCUGCUUGCUUCUUGAAGUGGAGAAGAGAUUGUUGGUCAGCUUUCAAUAUUGUCCUGCUUGCUAUGCUGAGGUUGCUACUUCUGCUUUCUGUCUAAAACAGCAGCUGAAUUUAGUGGCAUUUUGUCUGGCAUAACUGGGUGCACUAUCAGCUGAAGGGAAGCCACGACAUUUAUUUACUUUGCAAAGCAUUGUAUCCGUCUUCAUCCCCAGUGUCUAGGAAUGAUCUCCCAAGAUCUCUGAUUUUGAAGGUUUAGGUAUUUUCCUUUUGCUUGGCGAUGAGUCGUAGUCCAUACGCUUUACCAUGACUCGCAGCUAGUCUGAGGGCUGUCAGGCAGUAUCUACGGGUGCCGCACGAGCUCUCCAGAUGAGUGGUUAGGGAGGUGGAGAGGGAAUUUCUGCUGCAGCAGAACGCUCCCCAGGUGAGUCACCUCGACCGGUGGAAACACAACCAUCUGCCUGGCUGGAGACAGCAGCCGGAGUGCAGACCUGCCCCUGGGCACAGCAGCAUGUCCCAGUCUGUGUCUGCUCUGAAAACACGUUGAUCUGAGAUGGCAAAGGCAAGACCAGACCAUUUUGUGUGUUUUGGUGUUUGCUUCAGUACAGGGAUAUGAAGCGCUGUUGCACGUGGGGAAUGUUUCUGCUUUAGGGUGCAGCUUACUGACCGAGGUGGCCAGCAUGUGCAUGCAUCGUUUACUGGAGCUGCUGCUCUGCUUGUCUUUGUAGCUGAAAAUGGAAUAGUUUUACAGGGAAAACUGUGAUGAGGUGUUAUCGGAAAGGUUGCUGCUCUCUUCUUGCUGCGUCAUGUUGCCUAACUUUACUGUAUGCCGUGUGUUGCAUGAUCCUGGGGGGAUAUAGCACUACCAGUAGCAGUAUUACUUGUUUACAUGUGGAAAUAUUUGUGUUUUGCUGUUAAAAAGUUUAUAAAGGACUCAGGUUUUCAUUGACUUCUCUGGCAGUUAGCUUGCAUCAUAAAUUGAGAUGUUUCCUUUCUAGAAAUUAUGUUUUCCUAUGUCAUAAGUAUGCCUUGAAUGUGAAAAUUGUGCUUUUUAGUUCAUUCCUUUCAUAU